This is a messenger RNA of Agelaius phoeniceus (red-winged blackbird), 3144 nucleotides long. RefSeq names its product 1-acylglycerol-3-phosphate O-acyltransferase 3 (gene AGPAT3). Gene Ontology annotation, cellular component: endoplasmic reticulum; endomembrane system. The record is from RefSeq and is a predicted model, not a curated record. NCBI's taxonomy places the organism in Eukaryota, Metazoa, Chordata, Aves, Passeriformes, Icteridae. Gene Ontology annotation, molecular function: 1-acylglycerol-3-phosphate O-acyltransferase activity.
AUCUCUUGAGACAUAAGCAGUGGUACUUCCCUGGAGGGAGGAGAUGGGGAUUCUCCUGUUGCUCUGAGAGUUGCCAGGUGCCAGAAGUGGUCCCCAGUGGUGGUGGACAGUUAUUCUGAGUGACGGCCCUUGCACACGCUUCUGAGUGGUUAUCAUGGGCUUCAUUGCCUUCCUGAAGACCCAGUUCAUAGUUCACCUCCUCAUUGGGUUUGUCUUUGUUGUCAGUGGACUGAUCAUUAACUUCAUCCAACUAUGCACGCUGCUCCUCUGGCCCAUCAACAAGCAGCUCUACCGCCGAGUAAACUGUCGCCUUGCCUAUUCCCUGUGGAGCCAGUUGGUAAUGCUGCUGGAAUGGUGGUCAGGCACAGAGUGCACCCUGUUCUCAGACGAGGCCACGGUGAAAACCUUUGGGAAGGAACACGUCAUCAUCAUCCUGAACCACAACUUUGAGAUCGACUUCCUGUGCGGCUGGACGAUGACGGAGCGCUUUGGAGUGCUGGGGAGUUCCAAAGUUCUUGCUAAGAGAGAGCUGCUCUAUGUGCCCCUAAUCGGCUGGACGUGGUACUUCCUUGAGAUUGUUUUCUGCAAAAGGAAAUGGGAAGAGGACAGAGAUACAGUCAUUGAGGGAUUGAAACGUUUGUCUGAUUAUCCUGAAUAUAUGUGGUUUCUGCUAUACUGUGAAGGAACUCGUUUCACAGAGACCAAGCACCGCAUCAGUAUGGAAGUAGCUGAAUCUAAGGGGUUGCCUAAACUGAAAUACCACCUGUUGCCCAGAACCAAAGGUUUCACCACUGCUGUCCAGUGUCUCAGGGGAACAGUUUCAGCAGUGUAUGAUGUAACACUAAAUUUCAGAGGAAACAAGAACCCGUCUUUAUUAGGAAUUCUUUAUGGAAAGAAAUAUGAAGCAGAUAUGUGUGUAAGGAGAUUUCCUCUGGAAGAGAUCCCUCAAGAUGAAAAGGAAGCUGCAAACUGGCUUCAUAAGCUUUACCAGGAAAAGGAUGCUUUGCAAGAGAUGUAUAAUCAGGAAGGUGUAUUUCCUGGGAAGCAGUUUAAACCUCCUAGGAGACCAUGGACUCUCCUAAACUUUCUUUUUUGGGCCACAGUUCUCCUCUCUCCUCUCUUCACAUUUGGCUUUGGAGUUUUUGCAAGUGGAUCACCUCUCCUUAUCCUUGCCUUCCUGGGACUUGUAGGAGCAGCUUCCUUUGGAGUUCGUAGACUGAUAGGAGUAACUGAAAUAGAAAAAGGCUCCAGCUAUGGCAACCAGGAAUUCAAGAAAAAGGAAUAACUGACGGCUGCAGAUCAGCACAUAUAACCAGACUAUGGUAUCCGAUUAACUUCAGUUAAAAAACAACAACAAACACUUAGAAACUAUCUUUUUCUUAAUAACUGAUGACUAAUAUUAAUGAAUAAAACUUGAGCCAAGAAUGAAGAAGUUGGAGGCAUCGACUGAAGAGAAUGCACCAACCUUCUGCCUGUUCAAGGAUUACUGUAGUCAAGCUGUGGGAGAAAAUCUGGGGUGGGGUGGAAGAAGAAACUAAUUUUUCUUGCUUUGUUGGGGGACUUGGGGUGGGGGAGAAAAGAGGGCAUUGGCCAUGGCCACGUGUAUCUUCAGAUGACUGAAAACUGGUUUCUGUCAAGAGCACUACACUCACUUUUACAACAGGAGCCAUUGAAUGUUUCCUCUUGCUAAAGCCAACGUAACAUUUAUUGAUUUCCAACUUCUCUUACUAAUGAGCCAGGAAAAAACACCCUCCUUAAAUGAAUUGAUAGGUGUUCAUUGGGUUAGAGUCUUUUUGGCUGUGUUGUCAUGGCUACAGAUGAAAUCCUGUUUGUAUGUUACACUGACACUUUUUAUUUUCAGGCAACAUCUUAAGAGCUCUGUAACGCAGGAGAAGGGAUAGUGGAGUUUGGAAGCAGCGUGUUAUCCAUCAGCACAUCCCAUAAAACAGAUCCAAUAGGAGAACACUCCCAUCCUAUCUCCUGCUAACUGCUCAAGGCUCUUUAAUUUCUAAAUAUUACUUCAGUCUUGAGUGCUGUUUGCCCUGUUCCACAUCAAACAUGUUCCAUAAUUUUGAAUCUGUUUGGACUCAUUUGGUUUGGUUUUUUUUUUGUAAUUAGUGGUUGGCCAUGGGAUUUAGAGUUGUGUAAAGAAGGAAAUUUUUUCGAUUCUCCUUUUAUUUCUGUUUGCAUCUCUCAUUACCAAAGUCCAGUUCAGCCAACUUCUCUCAGUAAACUGGGAGGCAGCACUAGAAAUCAGCACAAUAGUUUUCAAAAUGUCUUCUUUUGUAAAAAAUGUGAAAAGGAAAGGUCUGUAGCAGUCCAAUUUUGAAUGCUGGUAUCUCUUGAACUUCUAAUGAGAGUUUCAGCAUGGAUUGAGAUGGGGCCAGGACUUUUACCUUGUGUGUGUCAGGAUAGGGUGUGCUGCUCUUUUGACUUGAUCAUGCUUUAGAUGUUCAUGUGAAGUUUUUUGCAAGGUGAGCUGUGCUGUUGAAGCAUUAGAAAGAGUAUAAGGUCUCUUCAGGGAUUUUACUUAUCUUUAGUUUUGCUUGUUGACCUUUUGGUCUUUUUCACUGAAAAUUAGAGCUCAGAAUCAUGUCUGUACCUGUCUCCCUUUUUCCUUCCUUCUUUUCCUUUUUUUACAAACGCACAUUUGGAGGUUUCUAUAGGUUGCUGCUGUAUGCAUAGCUGGGGAAUUAUUUGCAAACAGGUGGUAACUAUACUUGUAUGUUCAAGUCUGAAGGUCACAAUCUGCAUUUGGCUGCUUACAGAAGUAGGUGAAAUGAGUUGCAGACCUACAACUGAGGGCAGAAGCUAACCCUCAGGGUCUGUAUCUUUAACCCAGCUGCCACUAGAAUAUUUAUCUCACUUUUGUAAAGAGCAGAUUUUAUCAAAGCACUGGUUGUUGUUUUCAUCUUUGCUCCAGUAACCAAGAUAAGAAAGUAAUAAUUUACCUUCUUUCCGAAUUUGCUCUUAACUGUUGGAAUGUAACCUCUUCUCCCACAGGUUUUUCUGUUUUCAAACACUGGAAGAGCAAUUUUGUAACUUAGAAAAAUAUUUUACUUGGGGUCAUUAAUCACUUGUUCUGUCAUGCACUUGAUUUUUAUUUGUGGUCUUUUCAACAAGAGCAUUUGAAGGCUGACCUGA